This is a messenger RNA of Paramecium sonneborni, 1591 nucleotides long. The record is from the annotation of a GenBank genome assembly. NCBI's taxonomy places the organism in Eukaryota, Ciliophora, Oligohymenophorea, Peniculida, Parameciidae.
AUUAAUGUAUAUAAACUCUGAGAAUUUAUUACCAAAAUUAUAAGGUGAUGCAUUUGGUAUCGAUAUUGAAUUUAGCAAUUAAAGAAUCUGUCUUAUACAAAUAUCUGAUGGAAAAGAUAUAUAUUUGUUUGAUCCUAUAGUUUUAGAUUUAAGGUAAUAUAUGAUUGAUUUUUUUAAAAAUGAUGCAAUUAAGAUAUUUUAUAGUGGUGCUUAAGAUUUGAAAUGGUUAAAAAAUGAAUAUUAAAUAGUGGUUAAUAACUAUUGUGAUUUAAAAAUUUUAGCUUAAAAAGAAUCAGAUUAAAGUUUAAUAGCAUUAUGGAAAAAGUAUUGUGGAGUAUAAUUUGAGAGAGAAGACAAAAAAAGAUUAUAAAGAAGUGAUUGGUUUAUAAGACCCUUAACUGAAGAAUAAUUAUAUUAUGCUGCUUUGGAUUGCAAAUAUUUAAUUGCAUUAAGAGAAAUCUUAUUAUCGCAAUAUACAGAAGAUGAAAAGAAUUUGAUUCAUUUUUCGACUGAUCUUAAAGAGCCAAAACUAUUAAGAUAUUUAAAAAAAUAACUUGUUGAUAAUGAAGAUGUUCUUUUACCAUAAAAGAUUUAUAGACAUAUUAAAUUUGAAGAUCCAUUUUAAACUGACGAUUAGAAAAUUAUAGGGCUUAUUGAAUAAUUAACUAAGAAACAUCAUGAAGAUUAUAAAGAAUAGAAGCUUAAAAGAUUUUUAUAAUUUUAAGAAAAAUUUACGACUCAUAAACCAGUUUAUAGUAAUUGUCGUAUAUUUAGUUUGAGUGGUUAAUAAUUAUGUUUUUGUGAUUAAAAAAAAAUUUAAUGGUAUGUAAAAAAUGGUUUAGGAGAAUAUAUAGAUGAAAAGAGUGUAAAAUUGAAUUUUGAUCCAGUUUGUGAAUUUGAUGAAAAAGAAAUGAAAUUUUAUAAUGAAGAGAGGUCGAAUAGAUGUGUUAUAUGUGGUGCUUCUUCAAAUAUAUUAAAAUACUAAAUUAUUCCUUAUAUGUAUAAACAUUACUUACCUAAUAAUUACAAAUCUCAUAGAGCUCAUGAUGUUGUUAUAUUAUGUGCUCGUUGUCAUGAAAAAGCUUCAGCUCUCCAAGAUAAAAAAAGAGCUGAAGUUGCUGUUAUAUAUGGAGUACCUUUAUAAUAUUAUGGAGAAGAAAAAUAAGUUGUAGAUAAAUUGACCUAUCUUCUUAAAAAAUAUGAAAGUCUUACUAAAGCAGGAAAACCUUUCGAUAUGAAUUAAUAUGAAUAAAUUAGAAAUUAAUUUAAAGACUUAGUUUAAUUACCUAUAGAAUUUAACAAAUAAGAAUUAACUAAAAUUAAUGAAAAUUUAAAAAAAGAAUUAAAGAAUUCACAUGGAGAAGCUGUUGUUAAGAAAUUGGAUACAGAAGAAAAAAUUGAAGAAUUUAUCAUGAUAUUCAGAAAACAUUUCUUAUCAUCUAUGGACCCAUAAUUUUUACCUAAAGAAUGGGCUAUUGAUCAUAGAUUUAAAAGAAAUUUCGGAGAAAAAUCAGUAUAUUUCUAAAAAUAAGAAUCUAAUGAAUAACAAUAAGAAUUUUAAUCAUAAGAAUAGCAGCUUUAAUAAUAAUGA